This is a messenger RNA of Dovyalis caffra, 267 nucleotides long. The record is from the annotation of a GenBank genome assembly. NCBI's taxonomy places the organism in Eukaryota, Viridiplantae, Streptophyta, Magnoliopsida, Malpighiales, Salicaceae.
AAUUCUAUAUAUCGCGACAUGUCCAAUUUGUUGAACAUAUUUUUCCGGAGCAAGAAAGUAGCCAUCGACAUUUAUCUUCCUUGCGAGCGAGAAAGUGCCUCCAUCGUAUCUCCCACGCCCAUACCAACAUCCAGCGAGCCCCUUCAAGACUUCACUUCCCUCUCUCCAUCGAGCAACCUUGGUCAACUUCGCCUAAAUGACGAGAAAGAGCUUGCAAAAUCAAAAAUAGUGAUAUCAAAAGAUCUUAGUGUCUCGGCUCACACGUAG